Messenger RNA from Telopea speciosissima, 1532 nucleotides. Its product is annotated as 3-ketoacyl-CoA synthase 6-like. The transcript is spliced from 2 exons. NCBI's taxonomy places the organism in Eukaryota, Viridiplantae, Streptophyta, Magnoliopsida, Proteales, Proteaceae. Gene Ontology annotation, biological process: fatty acid biosynthetic process. Gene Ontology annotation, cellular component: membrane. Gene Ontology annotation, molecular function: acyltransferase activity, transferring groups other than amino-acyl groups. Bases 21 to 1511 code for a protein of 496 amino acids. The record is from RefSeq and is a predicted model, not a curated record.
UGAGGGUGAAGCAGAUCGAGAUGCCAUCAACAUUGCCAAAUUUCUCCAAUUCAGUGAAGCUUAAGUACGUAAAAAGAGGUUAUCAAGUCUUAGUCAACCACCUUUUCACCUUCCUCCUCAUCCCUCUCAUGGCCGGAAUCCUCCUCGAAGUCCUCCGUAUAGGGCCGGAUGAAACCCUAAAACUCUGGUCAUCUCUUCGAUUCGAUUUCGUUCAAGUCCUCGUUGCAAUCUUCCUCAUCGUCAUCAUCACAACCGUCUAUUUCAUGUCUAAACCUCGACCUAUUUACCUUGUCGACUACUCUUGUUUUAAACCACCUUUCACCUGCCGUGUACCCUCCUCCACCUUUAUGGAACACUCAAAACUCAUUCUCAUAGAUAACCCUAAAAGUGUCGAAUUCCAAAUGCGGAUCCUUGAACGAUCCGGAGUCGGCGAAGAAACGUGUCUUCCACCUGCGAUUCAUUAUAUCCCUCCUACACCAACCAUGGAAGAUGCAAGAAGUGAAGCUGAGUUACUUAUCUUCUCUGCUAUUGAUAAUCUCUUCAAUAAAACUGGAAUCAAGGCGAAAGAUAUCGAUAUACUCGUCGUGAAUUGCAGUUUAUUCUGUCCUACACCUUCAUUGUCAGCUAUGGUGGUGAACAAGUAUAAGAUGAGAAGUAAUAUUAGAAGCUUUAAUUUAUCUGGAAUGGGUUGCAGUGCUGGGCUUUUGUCUGUUGAUCUAGCUCGUGAUCUUCUUCAAGUUCACCCAAAUUCUUAUGCUUUGAUUGUGAGUACUGAGAUUAUGACUCCUAAUUAUUACAGUGGGAACAACAGAGCUAUGCUUCUACCAAAUUGUUUGUUUCGUAUGGGGAGUGCUGCGAUCCUUCUCUCGAAUCGUAGCAAGGAUUCGAGGCGCGCCAAGUACCGGCUCGUCCAUCUGGUCCGCACCCACAAGGGAGCGGACGAUAAGGCUUACCGCUGUGUGUACCAAGAGGAGGAUCCUCAAGGGAAGGUUGGGACUGCGCUAUCUAAAGAUCUCAUGGCGAUCGCCGGAGAAGCAUUGAAGUCGAACAUCACGACGAUGGGACCGUUGGUGUUGCCAGCAUCGGAGCAGCUGUUAUUCCUCUUCACACUCAUAGGAAAGAAGCUAUUUAACCCAAAAUUGAAGCCUUAUAUUCCUGAUUUCAAGCAAGCAUUUGAACAUUUCUGUAUCCAUGCCGGAGGGAGAGCUGUGAUUGAUGAAUUGCAGAAGAACUUGCAACUAUCGGCGGAACAUGUUGAGCCGUCGAGAAUGACGUUGCACCGAUUUGGGAACACAUCGUCUUCUUCUCUUUGGUAUGAAUUGGAUUAUAUUGAAGCUAAGGGGAGAAUGAAGAAAGGCGAUAGGGUUUGGCAGAUCGCAUUUGGAAGUGGGUUUAAGUGUAACAGUGCUGUUUGGAAGUGCAAUCGCAACAUUAAAAUGUCUACCGAUAGUCCAUGGGCUGAUUGCAUUGAUAGGUACCCUGUUCACAUCCCUGAAAUCGUCAAGCUAUAAAUUUGGAUUAAUUGUUCUGCA